This is a messenger RNA of Manihot esculenta (cassava), 1096 nucleotides long. Its product is annotated as cytokinin riboside 5'-monophosphate phosphoribohydrolase LOG5. Lineage: Eukaryota; Viridiplantae; Streptophyta; Magnoliopsida; Malpighiales; Euphorbiaceae. The transcript is spliced from 7 exons. The record is from RefSeq and is a predicted model, not a curated record. Gene Ontology annotation, biological process: cytokinin biosynthetic process. The coding region runs from base 23 to 802 and encodes 259 amino acids. Gene Ontology annotation, molecular function: hydrolase activity, hydrolyzing N-glycosyl compounds. Gene Ontology annotation, cellular component: nucleus; cytosol.
UUUUAAUUCCCUCUAUAUAUAUAUGAGCUUCUAUUCGCCAUUGUACUUGUACACGCACCCACCAAAGGGCUCGUUCUCUGGUGAUUGUUUUUGGAGGCUAAGGCAGAUAAUGGAACUCGAAAGGAAAAUGGUGAAAUCAAGAUUCAAAAGGGUUUGUGUGUUCUGUGGCAGUAGUACUGGGAAGAGAGAUUGUUACAGAGAUGCUGCCAUUGAACUUGCCCAAGAGCUGGUGGAAAGAAGAUUGGACCUUGUGUACGGAGGAGGUAGUAUUGGACUUAUGGGUUUAGUUUCACAAGCUGUUCAUCAGGGUGGAGGCAAUGUUCUUGGGAUCAUACCAAGAACUCUUAUGAGCAAAGAGAUCACCGGAGAAACAGUUGGAGAGGUAAAGCCAGUGGCUGACAUGCACCAAAGGAAAGCAGAAAUGGCCCGCCAUUCUGAUUGUUUUAUAGCCCUACCAGGUGGGUAUGGAACUUUAGAGGAGUUGUUGGAAGUUAUCACUUGGGCUCAGCUUGGUAUCCAUGACAAACCUGUGGGUUUACUUAAUGUUGAUGGUUACUACAACUAUCUUCUGACUUUCAUUGACAAAGCUGUAGAUGAUGGAUUCAUCAAACCUUCACAACGCAACAUUUUUGUUUAUGCACCAAAUGCCAAAGAACUUGUUCAAAAGCUGGAGGAGUACGUGCCUGUGAGUGAUGGAGUUAUAGCCAAAGCAAGGUGGGAGGUUGAGCUUCAGCAACCACCGCAGCAACCACCGCAGGUGGGGUUCAGUCCUACCACUUUGCAGACUGAGGUAGCUCUAUGAAAGAAAGAAAACAAAAAGGUUGUUUUAGGCAGUGUUUGCUUUUUUAGUCUGAUGAUUUUGGGUUAGGUACCAACCAUAUUUCCAUAUAAUGGUUUCAUGGUAAAAGCUGGUUUUGAAUGACUUGGGGAUUCAAGGAAAGAAAGAAAAGAAAAGAAAAGAAAGUCUUUUUUGUAUGUAACUACAACUUUAGCAAAAAAUAGUAGUUUAUUUAACUGGGGAAUAUUAAUUAAACUUGUAAUUUUUGCACCUGGAAUUCUGUACAAAAGAUUAUAUAUAUAAAAAAAGAAAAAAAAG